CGUGCUGGUUAUACUGAUGAUGUACGCAUCACUGCAUAAAUAUUGAAUAAAAACAAUUUAUCAGUAAGUAAAGCUACAAAUCCAAAUAAUACGAAAUAAUACAUAAAUAUAUAAAUAAACAAUACUACAGAGAACAAAAAAUUUAACUUGACAAGCGGAUUAAGUUCACAAAGAUAAGGCACACAAGUAUUCAAAUAUCAAGGAUACAUUACAGGAUAAAAAUGAUAAAUGAUUUUUUGUUUUGGCAACUGUUCAAUUGAAAUCCUUGCAGCAAUAAGAGACUGGGAAUGAAAAACCAAAAUAAAAGGAACUUAAUUUUAAAAUAUGCAGAAACAAGAAAAAAGACGCGAAUUGCGUCUAAAAAGAUUUUGGCGUUCGCCGAAAACCACAUCAUCCGAGGACUCCACAGGAUACGAGAGCCCAACACGCACCAAACCAACAAAUGAUGCACAGCGCUUCAAUCAUUUGCAUUACCACAGUUUGGCGCAGAGUGCACCUUCCGAUCACACAAGCAACAAGCCAACAUGUUCAUUGCCAUUGCUGCAAGUCUGGCCCAGUCAGCCGAUUUUGCGACAGGAGGGCUUUGUUCAAUUGCGUCGAAACAGCGGCCCCGAAGGCCAACGGGAUUCCCCCCGGGGCGAAGCCGAUGGUCAGUCAUUCAUUUUCCCUGCCAUUAAUGAAACAAGCACAAGUAGUAGUAGCGGUGGUGGGGGCAGCAGCACAGGUGAUAGCGCAGGUGGUAGUAGUACUGCAACAAGUGCCACAACAACCACAAGCAGUUCUGGUGCCACAGGCAACAAUAGUAACAAUGCACUGAAUAGCAAUAAUAGAAACAAAAGCCUAGGUAACCAUCUAACACUAAACACAGGUGAACGUCGUAAUUCACUCUACUGUGAUACACUACAUGCAGGUGACUCAGGUAUUGAUUCAGUGCAAGCCUCGCCAUCGCCAAAUGCACUACCUCCACCUCCAGGUACUUCGCUACUUAUUGGUAACAUAACAGGUGGCUCUUGCAAUGUAUCGCCUGCCACCACUCCAACGCAUGGUUCACCAAAUCUCUCCUUGGGUUGUGGACGUAUGGGUGCACGGGCCAGCAUAAGUGUAGGCGCUCCAAAUUACCGAAGAAAAUCAAGCGCUUUACUGCAUCCAGAUCAUGCACGUCUAUUUGCGCUACGCAUGAAACAUGCAGCAGCAUUGGAACGUGCACAAACUUCACCAGAUCAAACAUCCAUUGAAGAUACGACUGAAUUCCAUGACAAUGGCCUCGCUACAAAUUUACGUUUAUGUUCGGCAUCAUCAUCGACAACAUCGUCACUAACAUCGGUCGCCGCGGUUAGUCUUGGCGGCGGUAUCGGUGUUGCGUGUUCUUCUUCAUCCUCUGCUGCCGCAGCAGCUGCACUGGCUGCUGCUGCCGGAGCGGGGACACAGCAACGCGUCUCCGAUCCAUGGUUGUUGCCUCAAUCUGAUCGAGAGCAAGACUCCAGACAUCAUGGGCGACGCCGUUCCUCAACAGCAACGGCACGUUUGUCGCUCUUCGAUGCAUUGGAUUUGGAGUAUGCGCUACUGCGUGCAGCGGCGCGUGGUUCUGUUGGACCAUAUUCGUUAAGUGAAUCCAUACAUAAACUAACAUUUACACAAUCAUUAGCGUUUCCGGCACUCGCGCGUGGUCUGGCCACAAAACGUAGACGUUCCGCUACUUAUACGAGUUCGCGGCCGCUCAAUCCAAAUGAAUCCGGUUUGAAUACCUGCGCUAAAGUCAUCACCGCCGUCAUUUUAGUUGGUAUAUCCUUUAUGGUAUUUUUUGUGGUAUACAAAUUUGUGCGGACGUGAGGUUUACUCCUGGCUCCGACAGAUUUUCCCGUCACAUAUCAAAAUGCAUAUCCACUCACAACGGGAAACGCUAAUGCCACUAAGCAACUGUCGGGGCUCAGGAGAGUCUUGGGUCUUAAAGAACGAAAUUAAAAACAAAAAAUAAUUAAAUAAAAAUCAAAGUGAAAAAAGAAAUCGGAAGUAGGUGCAAUAAAGAAAAUGCACAGAGAAGCGCAAAAUGUGAGAAUUGUGAUAAAAAAAAAAAU
Molecule: messenger RNA, 2075 nt
Organism: Teleopsis dalmanni
Lineage: Eukaryota; Metazoa; Arthropoda; Insecta; Diptera; Diopsidae
Exons: 5
Coding region: 325-1830 (501 amino acids)
Source: RefSeq, a predicted model, not a curated record